This is a messenger RNA of Medicago truncatula (barrel medic), 2457 nucleotides long. RefSeq names its product probable L-type lectin-domain containing receptor kinase S.5. Bases 160 to 2148 code for a protein of 662 amino acids. Gene Ontology annotation, biological process: protein phosphorylation. Gene Ontology annotation, molecular function: ATP binding; protein kinase activity; carbohydrate binding. The transcript has a single exon. The record is from RefSeq and is a predicted model, not a curated record. NCBI's taxonomy places the organism in Eukaryota, Viridiplantae, Streptophyta, Magnoliopsida, Fabales, Fabaceae.
UUUAAACAAGUAUAUAAAUCAUUCCAUCCCUACCCUACUAUAUAGAAUAUAUGUUAUAUGUUAUCUUCUAAAAUUCAGAUCAUAUAUGGUUCAGUUAAUAUCGUGUUGGUGAUUGCUCACGUUGUCUGAAAUUACAACAAAUUCAUCAAAUAAAACAUCAUGAAAUAUCAAUUAUUAUCAAUCAUAUUCACUAUCAUAGCCUUAACCAAAGUUAAUUCCUUUUAUUUCAAUUUCCCAACCUUCCAACAAAGUGAUAGAUCAACCAAGUUGUUACUAAGUAAAUUCGCAAAUAUAUACAAAGAUGCUAUCCAAGUAACCCCAGAUAAUCGCGGUGAAAUAGAAAACUAUUCUGGACGUGCUUUUUACAUAAAGCCAUACACACUUUGGAACAAAAACAAACUUUCUUCUUUUAACACCACUUUUGUUCUCAACAUAAGUCCUCAAACAUCGCCCGGAGGAGAAGGCAUAGCUUUUAUAUUAGCUUCUGAUACAUCUCUCCCUGAAAACAGUGCUGGAGAAUGGCUAGGUAUUGUAAAUGCUUCCACCAAUGGAACUUCUCGUGCCGGAAUUCUUGCUGUUGAGUUCGAUACACGACAAAGUUCAACAAAAGACGGUCCUCACAACCAUGUUGGAAUCAACAUAAAUAGCAUCGCGUCUAUUGUACAAGCAUCGUUGGAUAACACUAAGGUUAAUCUUUCAUCUGGUAUACAUGUAACUGUGAGAAUUCAAUAUUUCAAUGAUGUGAUAUCUGUUUUUGCUUCAAUGGGUGACUAUUUACUAGAUUCUAUGGAGACCAUUUUGGUAUCUCCACCUCUUAAUCUAUCUUCUUAUCUUCGACAAGAGGUUUAUGUUGGUUUCUCGGCUUCAACAAGCAAUUACACGGAGUUAAACUGUGUAACAAGAUGGGAAUUCAAUGGUGUUGAUAUUGGUAGUAAAGGAAAACUCUUGUGGAUUAUUUGGAUUAUAAUUCCAUUGGUGAUACUUAUAGGUGGAUUCGUCUUUUUAUUCCUUUAUUGUCGAAGGAAAAGAAGCGAUGAGGUUCAAGAAGAUGCAUAUCCAAGGAUAGAGGAUCAAAUUCAACACUCGUCUAUGGCUCCAAAGAAAUAUCAGUUAAAGGAAUUGGUCAAAGCAACAAAUGGAUUCAGCCAUCAGAACAAACUCGGCCAAGGUGGAUUUGGAACUGUCUAUAAAGGAAUCCUUGGAAACAAUAAAGAGAUAGCUGUGAAGAGAGUCUCGAAGGAUUCUCGACAAGGAAAGCAAGAGUUUAUAGCAGAAGUUACAACAAUUGGUAGCCUUCACCACAAAAACUUGGUGAAACUCAUUGGUUGGUGCUAUGAGAAAAAAGAACUUCUCAUUGUUUACGAGUUCAUGCCUAAUGGAAGCUUAGAUAAGUACCUGUUUAACCAAUCGAGGGAACUCGAAUUACAUUAUUCGAAAGUACUUGAUUGGAAAACUAGGAAUGGCGUGAUCCGUGAUGUGGCUCAAGCAUUGGAUUAUCUUCAUGAUGGUUGUGAAAAAAAGGUACUUCAUAGAGACAUUAAAGCAAGCAACAUAAUGUUGGAUUUUGAUUACGUUGCGAAAUUAGGUGAUUUUGGAUUGGCGCGUACAAUUCAAAAGAGAAAUGAAACUCAUCAUUCGACAAAGGAAAUUGCUGGAACACCAGGUUAUAUGGCACCAGAAACUUUUUUAACCGGAAGAGCAACGGUCGAAACAGAUGUGUAUGCAUUUGGUGUACUUGUUUUGGAAGUUAUUUGUGGAAAAAGACCAGGAAAUGUGUAUGCACAAGAUGACUAUAAAAAUAGUAUUGUGUAUUGGGUUUGGGAGCUUUAUGGAAAUGGAAAAAUUGUUAGUGUUGUGGAUAAAAGGAUAAGUGGUAAAGGGGAUGAUGAGGAUGAGAGGGUAAAAUUUGAGGAAGAAGUUGAAAUUGUGCUUAUUUUAGGGUUGGCUUGUUGUCAUCCAAAUCCAAAUAAAAGGCCAUCAAUGAAAACUGUUUUGAUGGUUCUUAAUGGAGAAGCUUCUCCUCCAAUGGUUCCGAUUGAAAGACCGGCUUUUGUUUGGCCAGCCAUGCCUUCAUCUUUCAAAGAAGGUGAAGAUAGUUCUCUUAUCAAUGGAACUCUCACUCCGUUCACUGAACUUAGUGGAAGAUAGAAAAUUUGAAAUCACUUGUGUUCACCAAACUGGGAAUACAUACCGGUCUACUUAUGUCAGUAUUGUGCCGGUGUCGGAAACAUAUAUGUAUCAUACCGUAUACAUGUUUUCAAUCUUAAGUAUCCAUGUUACUUAAUGUCAUUAAGAACAAUCAAAACAGUUAAUGACAUUAAUUUUCUUUGUCAAAGUGUAAAUUUUUAUCGUGUAAAUUUUGCACAUAUAUGUCAUGUUGAUUGUAUAAGUUAUCGAUGUCUACUAUGUAAUAUUUUAUUUUGGAUUGUUUUGUGUAUAAUGGAUCUCUUUUAUUAA